This is a messenger RNA of Vicia faba (fava bean), 462 nucleotides long. The record is from the annotation of a GenBank genome assembly. NCBI's taxonomy places the organism in Eukaryota, Viridiplantae, Streptophyta, Magnoliopsida, Fabales, Fabaceae.
AUGGAGUUAGAAUCAGUAAAGAAAUUCUUAGAAAAAGGAGGAGAAACAGCGUCUAUGGUGAAGGGAUUUCCUCCCAAAUUCUUAGAACCCCUAAUCAUGAGUUCCCUUCGCGUCGAUCUCAUCGAGCCUGGCCGCGUCAUCUGCUCUAUGAUCAUACCUCCCCGUUUACUCAAUUCCGGAAAUUCCUUACACGGCGGCGCCACCGCUGCGCUGGUUGACGUUGUUGGCUCCGCCGCGAUUCCAGCCUCUGGAUAUUUAGGUCUCACGGGAGUUUCUGUUGAGAUCAAUGUUACUUACUUGGAUGCUGCCUAUGCUGAUGAGGAGAUUGAGAUUGAAGCGAAGGCGUUGCGUGUAGGGAAAACCCUUGCUGUUAUUAGUGUGGAAUUUAGGAAGAAGAAAACUGGCAAGGUUUUUGCUCAGGGACGUCAUACCAAAUAUCUUCCUGUUGCAAGUAAAUUGUGA